AUGACCAAUUUCAGCAAGACAUCUUUACCUCCCAAAGAAGAUGGACCACAGUAUGAUAUAUACAAUAACACUUGGACAUCAAAUAAUAAUAGUUCCAGUGAUAGAUCACAGCUGUACUUCUAUGCCCACCAAGUUAUCUACAUCUUCAUGUUAUGUAUCUGCAUUAUUGGACUCGAGGGGAACAGAACCGUCAUCUCCCUUCUUGGUUUCCACAUUAAAAGGAGCUUUUUCACUACAUAUAUCCUGAACUUGGCUGUCGCUGACUUUGGGGUCCUUGUCUUUGGAACUCUGUAUUGUAUUUUUGGACUGGCCCCACAGUGCUUUUCUGAUCUCUUUUCAAUAGUUAACAUAUCUGCUACCUUCUUUUGUGUUGCUAGUCAACUUCUACUGACAGCCAUCAGCGUCGACAGGUGCGUGUGUGUCCUCUUCCCCAUCUGGCAUCGAUGCCACCGGCCACCACACCUGUCCAUCACUGUGUGUGCCCUAAUGUGGGUUCUUGCCUGCUUUCCGUCAGGAAGUCAUGUAAUUCUCUACAAUUUGAAGCACUUUAGAACUGGAUUUGAUUUUUUAUUCUAUCAGUUUAUUGUGAAUGCUGCUCUCUGCCUCCCUCUUAUCACUGCCUCCUCUUUGAUUCUAUUGUUCAAAGUAUUCGGUAAAUCACAACAGCCUCAGAAGGGAAAAAUUUUAACCAUUGUCUUACUUGCUGUCCUUUUCUUCCUAAUUUUUGUUUUCCCAUUGGAUGCUAUUUACACAAUCCAUUACUUUUCCAAUUUUAAAUAUUUCUAUCUAAUUCAAUAUGGCUACUUAUGUGCCUUUCUAAACAGCUUUGUCAACCCAGUGAUCUAUUACAUAGUUGGGAGAAAAAAGAGGGGUCAAAGAUGGGAAAGCAUUAAGGACACACUCAAAAGGGCUUUCAAGGAAGAGGAAGGACAUGAAGAGGAACUGGGCACCACUGCUCAGAUGUAG
Messenger RNA from Eublepharis macularius, 966 nucleotides. Its product is annotated as mas-related G-protein coupled receptor member H-like. NCBI's taxonomy places the organism in Eukaryota, Metazoa, Chordata, Lepidosauria, Squamata, Eublepharidae. Gene Ontology annotation, molecular function: G protein-coupled receptor activity. Gene Ontology annotation, biological process: G protein-coupled receptor signaling pathway. The record is from RefSeq and is a predicted model, not a curated record. Gene Ontology annotation, cellular component: membrane. The transcript has a single exon. Bases 1 to 966 code for a protein of 321 amino acids.